This is a messenger RNA of Coccidioides immitis RS, 678 nucleotides long. RefSeq lists its product as uncharacterized. The record is from RefSeq and is a predicted model, not a curated record. Bases 1 to 678 code for a protein of 225 amino acids. NCBI's taxonomy places the organism in Eukaryota, Fungi, Ascomycota, Eurotiomycetes, Onygenales, Onygenaceae. The transcript is spliced from 3 exons.
AUGGUGAGAGUGAGAACACUUGCCAGCACAAAUGAAGAGAUACCUGAUCUUUCAAUUCUGAAGUUUGAUGCUGCUGCAAACAUUAUAAUACUCUGUGCAAGUGUUGGUGUCUUUGCAAUUUGUCCAAAGCUCUACAAUCUAAAGCUGAUAGACUCUAAGAAUUAUGCCUUCCAGCUCAGAAAAUCACCACUAUACCAAUUGAAGUGGAUCACUGCAGACAAAGUAAAGGAAGAGCUGGAAAUCAUAAAUUAUGGUCUAUUUUUGCCAAAGAAAUUGCAAGAUUAUGUGAUUGCACUGCAGGACAUGGGUAGCAAAGCACUGAACCACAUGGAGAGAACUCUGGCUUCAAGUCUUGCUCUCCAUCAGAACAGAAAGUUGAAGAAUCAGCAUGAGGUAUUGAAAGCAGAGCUGAGAGUGAUUGCUGGCAAAUCAGCAUCUAUUCUAUCAAAGAGUGAUGAAUUUACUGCCUUUGCAAACAUCAUGAUAAUUUGUGCCUGUCUUAGAGUUUACACCAUGGAUCCACAGGGAGAUGAAGACAUCUACCACUACAUGAACUUUAAGACUCACACUGCUCAGCUUCACUUGUCACCACUGUAUAAGAGCAUGAAGAUUACAUCUGAGAAAGCACAAACCAAGUUUGAUUGCAUUAUCCUCUUUCAACCUAAAGAAGAUCAUUGA